GUUACUUAUUCAACCGGCAAACUGCCUCACUACAAUGCUUGGGAACAAAAUAUGCUACAAUGCUCAAACCAUUGCGGACGUGGAUUAAAGGGAUCGCUUCACUCAUUCGAAGACUUUUGAGUUUUCACACAUAAUGCCUUAUAUUACGUUUUUGUUCUUACUUUUUUGCUUGAUACUUAUCGGGGAAUGCCGAAAGCACAAAAGUAGGAAAAGGCGGUGGUCCGGGGCGGUGGAAUCUUACAAGCAUGGCGCUCCCCUGACUGGAAAAAGGAUGGUUGAUAACACCAAAUCUCGCAAAUUGAAGACAGACAACCUGCUGCGAGUGGAUGACCAUGAUUUCACCAUGAGACCAGCCUUUGCAGGCCCUGCUGUCCCUGUAGGGGUGGAUGUUCAGGUGGAGAGUUUGGACAGUAUAUCAGAGGUGGACAUGGACUUCACCAUGACCCUGUAUCUGAGGCACUACUGGAAAGAUGAGAGGCUGUCCUUUCCCAGCACAACCAAUAAGAGCAUGACGUUCGAUGGGCGCCUGGUCAAGAAGAUCUGGGUGCCUGAUGUGUUCUUCGUCCACUCCAAGAGGUCGUUCAUUCAUGACACCACCACUGAGAACAUCAUGCUCAGGGUGUUCCCAGACGGACACGUGCUCUACAGCCUCAGGGUGACGGUUACUGCUGCCUGUAACAUGGACUUCAGUCGUUUCCCUCUGGAUUCACAGACCUGCACCUUAGAGCUGGAGAGCUAUGCUUACACGGACGAGGACCUCAUGCUGUACUGGAAGAGUGGGGAUGAGUCCCUGAGCACGGAUGACAGAAUCUCUCUGUCUCAGUUCCUCAUCCAGAAGUUUCACACUACCUCCAGACUGGCUUUCUACAGCAGCACAGGCUGGUACAACCGUCUGUACAUCAACUUCACCCUGCGACGCCACAUCUUCUUCUUCCUGCUCCAGACCUACUUCCCUGCAACUCUGAUGGUCAUGUUGUCCUGGGUGUCGUUUUGGAUCGACCGCCGGGCCGUACCGGCCAGGGUCUCAUUAGGUAUCACCACGGUGCUCACCAUGUCCACCAUCAUCACUGGAGUCAACGCCUCCAUGCCCAGGGUUUCCUACAUCAAAGCUGUGGACAUUUACCUCUGGGUCAGUUUUGUGUUUGUGUUCCUAUCGGUGCUGGAAUAUGCUGCCGUCAACUAUCUGACAACGUUGAGGGACGGGAAAGAUCGGAAGCUCAGGGAAAAGGCCAGAGAGCAGUCCCUGGGCCUGGCGAGAGAACAGUCGCUCCCCUGCACAUGUGGCAUGUCCCACACCGGGACCAUGAUGGCGGACGGGACCUACAGCGAGUCCGACACCAACAGUCUAGCCGGGUACACCAGGGCCCCCGCUCCUGAGGACCCCCCAGAGAAGCAGGAACGCAUGGUGGUGCACAUCUCCUUGGACAACGAGUCCACGGCGGCAACCAAGAAGAAGACGGGCUUCCGCAGCUUCAGUUUCAUGCAGAACACCCACGCCAUUGACACCUACUCCCGCAUGAUCUUUCCUGGAUCCUACAUCAUUUUCAACCUCAUCUACUGGUCUGUGUACUGCUGAGGCUCUCCCGGACAGCCUUGUUAGAGUCAGCAGAGAGACAAUCUACUGAUGUUGCUGUACCAGAUGAAACAGGACCGUUAUUUAACUAAAACUGAUUGACUCAAAGUGGUAAUGACCUCCAUAAUGCACAUUGAGGUGAUGGACUUCUUAUAACACCUGUGCUCACCAGCAGCACUCACAAAAGGUUUUCACAGAUCUCUAGAUGGAUAACACCAUUCUAUCCUCACCAUCAGCUACAACCAUGUUACUACUUGACUCAACUGUACAGCUUUCCUUUUUUUGCUAUUUACGCAACCAUGCAGGUCCAAGCACAAACUAUGAUGAAUUUUAUACUCAUGGCACUGUCAAAGCAGGAAAACUGUGUCUGUAUUACUGACAGUGUACGUACUUCUAAAAAAUGGACUAAGUGUUGCCCAAGCUUGCCUCCUUAAGCAGAAAACAGAAAGCUUGAUCCAUAAUGUGAGGGUUUGACCUCUUAAAAUCGACUAUGUUGAUUUGGCAAGCAUCAGUUGCUCAUGAGCAAAUUGAAACACAGCCACAGACUCGAUGUCUUCUAGGAAUGCACCAAGUGUUAUUCUUUUUAACAGCUGAUCAUGAUUGAGCAAACCACACAAAAAUCUAAAUCUACAUUUAUACAAGCUGGCAGAUUUUCACUUAGAUUACAGUAUUUAUUUAAUUAUUUAUUAAUGAUCUAUUUAUUCAAUUAUUUAUUCAUUUUAGGCCUAUCAAUUUACUUAAAUAAUAAAUGUUUAGUGCACUAAUAUGCCAUUAUACCUUAAGUUGUUCAAAACAAUGCAUGGGGCUUAAUAGGUUUUUUCAUGGUUGGCCACAGAAAUUGUGAGGGUGGGUACCAUUAAGGAAUGCUUAUGUGCACUAUCAUUCAGCUUGUUUCAGGAACUCAAUGUUAUCCACCAAUUAAAGAGUUGUUUCUGUUUGUAUAUUACUCAGAAGGGGGUUUUCAAGACUUAUAAACCUUUAUCAGCGAUGUAAUGAACUUGAACAGCCUUAAGUGAACUGGUUUCACGGCGAAAUCUUUUGUGUUUGUUUGUUUGUUUGAUUGACUGUUUGGAUUACAAGUGACUGCAUAUUGCAUUUUUAUAUCCAGUAUUCUAUCCAACCAGUAUAUUAGUACACAUGGUAUUGUAUGUAGUAUGUAGAUAGCCACAAGCAUGAGCUGGAUUUACUAGGCAUCCAUAUUGCCACUGUAGAUAUGUCAGCCUGUUGGACAAAUGCUCAACCAACGCAAAUCACCUCAUACAGAUGCUUGUCCACAAGCUUGCGCAACUACUGUAGACUGAUUAUUGUCGCGUCAAAACAUUUAGAAUGUAUGGUUUUUUUGGAGCAGAUUUCUAAAUAAAAGGCUUUAAGCUAAAAGCAUGUUUGCAGUCAAUGUGUUUGAGCAUGAGUCGUGACCAUACAUAUUUUGAAUGGCCUGUUCUCAAUCUAAAGAAAAGUCUGUAACCGUUAUCUUUCAAUUGCUGGAGGCAGGGUUGCAAAGUUCCAGUAACUCAAAAUUCCCAAAUUCUUUCAAAAAAAAUCCCCAGUUGGAAGAUUCCCUGAUAAGCAGGAAAUCUGAAAAAUUCUCCAACCAGGAUUUCGGGAAAACCUGUGAAUUUUGGGAAAGCUGCUGGACUUUUGCAACCCUAGCUGGAUUAUGUCAUUGUUUCCUUAUGGAUGAGGCAACAUUACUAAGGACUAUGAGAUAAAAUGACUGGAAAUACAGCAUUCACUUUUAAGAAUAAUGUGUUUCUGAGACAAUCUUGCCAUGUGAUGUACAUCUGUCUGUCUGUAAUCCAGAUUUUAGAGAGCAUUCAUAGCACAUUUAAUCCCCAAACAAACAAAUUAAAUUAGCCUCAGUGAGAAUGUCUAAGCUGCCCCCACCUACACAGCCGCUAUAUGUGUCUCUACACUGAGUGUACAAAACAUUAGGAACACCUUCCUAAUAUUGAGUUGCACCCCCUCCUUUGUCUCCAAUGCUUCUCAAGUUGGCUGGAUGUCCUUUGGGUGGUGGCCCAUUCUUGAUACACACAGGAAACUGUUGAGCCUGAAAAACCCAGCAGCGUUGCAGUUCUUGACAGACUCAAACCGGUGCUCCUGGCACCUACUACCAUACCCCAUUCAAAGGCACUUAAAUAUUUUGUCUUUCCAAUUCACCCUCUGAAUGCCACACAUGUGGGAUCAUAGCUUUCACCUGGUCAGUCUGUCAUGGAAAGUUCCUAAUGUUUUGUACAGUCAGUGUAUAUUACAACAUAACAUUGUAACAUAAUGGAGCUACAGUACAGUUGCCUACUGCCUACAUAUCCCUUUCAGCAGGGUAUGCCUGAUAUAGCAUUGACCAAUCAAGUGAGGCCUAGUGGUUGACCUACUGAACAUCAUAGAUGUCAUGUGAUAUGGCAAACUCAUUCUGUCACGUCCUGACCUUAGUUCCUUUUGUAUGUCUCUAUUUUAGGUUGGUCAGGGCGUGAGUUGGGGUGGGCAUUCUAUGUUUUGUUCUUGGGUUUAUAUUUCUAUGUGUUUGGACUGGUAUGGUUCCCAAUCAGAGGCAGCUGUCAAUCGUCUCUGAUUGAGAACCAUACUUAGGUAGCUGGUUUUCCCACUCUUGUUUGUGGGUUGUUAUUUUCCGUUUCAGUGUUUUCACCAUACGGGACUGUUUCAGUUUUCCUUUAUUCACUUGUUUUCUGUGUUCAGUGUAAUAAAUAUGACGAACAC
Molecule: messenger RNA, 4285 nt
Organism: Oncorhynchus kisutch (coho salmon)
Lineage: Eukaryota; Metazoa; Chordata; Actinopteri; Salmoniformes; Salmonidae
Product: gamma-aminobutyric acid receptor subunit rho-2
Exons: 10
Coding region: 134-1576 (480 amino acids)
Biological process (GO): monoatomic ion transmembrane transport
Cellular component (GO): membrane
Molecular function (GO): extracellular ligand-gated monoatomic ion channel activity; transmembrane signaling receptor activity
Source: RefSeq, a predicted model, not a curated record